This is a messenger RNA of Ictalurus furcatus (blue catfish), 4635 nucleotides long. RefSeq names its product arrestin, beta 1 (gene arrb1). The record is from RefSeq and is a predicted model, not a curated record. NCBI's taxonomy places the organism in Eukaryota, Metazoa, Chordata, Actinopteri, Siluriformes, Ictaluridae. The transcript has 16 exons. The coding region runs from base 1369 to 2625 and encodes 418 amino acids. Gene Ontology annotation, molecular function: G protein-coupled receptor binding. Gene Ontology annotation, biological process: visual perception; signal transduction; G protein-coupled receptor internalization.
UGUAUUCUAAUGUGGUGUGAGGUUAGGCUCUGUGGUAUACUGAAUGGAAGAAAGUUUGAGGGUUGUUUUUUUUUUUUUUUUUUUUUUUUUUUUAACAGUUGUGAAGGCAACCAUCUGCUCAUAACUGCUGCAAUGUGCUGACAACUACAAUCCCAUAGAGUUUUUUAAAAUUACGUUUUACUACUUUAUCUACGACUCCAAACUAUGUGAUCUAAUAAUAGCUUUAUUAGUCACGAUUGGAACAAAUUGGUUAUAACAGAAAAUUUGAUUUAUUAUCUGUGCUAAUGACUUUUGUCAUCUUACAACCAUGAAUUACUCAAAAUCAUACUGCAGCACUGUAGUAGAAGUUGUAAAUUAUCUAGCAGUCUUUGGGAAAAGAACCGUGGAGAUAAAGCUGUGCUGAAACUGAUAGAGCUUGGCUAGUAAGUACACUCAGCACAAUUUUAUAUAUUUUAGUGUUCUUUGAGAAAGUGCAUUUGUAAUAGAAUUGCUUAUUAAUGGGACUAUAUUUUCUACAGCAUCUUUGAGUUUUAACAAGAAAAUAUAUAAAUUAAACUUUAUUAUUGCAAAGUAUUUAAAAUUGAUUAAGUCGCUGAAUAUCUGUGCUGAGGUUUAUUUUUUCUGUUUCUUAUGUUGCAGUGAACCUGGUAGUGCUGGUAGUGAAUGUUUAGAUUGAAUUGUGCUACUCUGUCAGUGCCUGGAGCAUAAUGGUGAGCAGAAAAUGUGUCUUAUUUAGUCCUAGUUAUCGCCCACAUAGAACUGCUAUUACACAUACCCCUUCAUUUGGAAAGAGUAGAGAAAGAGAGAGAGAGAGAGAGAGAGAGAGAGAGAGGCUGAGUGUGUGUGUGUGUGUGUGUGUGUGUAUGUGUGUGUGUGUGAGAAAGAGAGAGAGAGCGUCUGUGUAUGCAUGUGACAGAGCGAGAGAGCGGAAGGGAGUGUGGGAGGAAGCUGGAGAUGUAGCAAAAGCAGCAGCACUGCCUCACAUUGGACCUCAAACAGAAGAUUCUUAAAUCUCAGGAUUUCUGAUGCAGGUUUUUUCCCCAGACACGGUUCAUUUGAGGAAUGCCUAAUUGAAUAGCAACAGAGCGGGAAGUAGCCAAGCAGAACAGGGAAUUGCCUGCUUUUGCUUCCUUUGGGGAGGGGAGACCUUUUUCACAGGCAAAAGCGGAGAUGCUUCUGUAAUCAAAUUCAGCUGGAGAGUGUUUAAACUAGGAAACAUCUACAUGACAGAUGCUGUAUCAUCCUGCCUGUGUGCAUAAGUGAAUUUUCCCUUUUGCUCCUUCUAAGCAGCUUCAUCUUUUAAUUUUUUCUUAUUAUUAUUUCUCUAUUUCCGCAAGUCCAAAACAGAAAAGCACACAAAUUAUCAUCAUGGGUGAUAAAGGCACAAGGGUAUUCAAAAAGGCAAGUCCAAAUGGAAAGCUAACUGUGUAUCUUGGCAAGAGGGACUUUGUUGACCAUGUGGACAUAGUAGAGCCUGUUGAUGGAGUGGUUUUAAUUGAUCCAGAAUACUUAAAGGAGAGGAAAGUGUUUAUAACGCUGACAUGUGCUUUCCGCUAUGGGCGAGAAGACUUAGAUGUUCUUGGGUUGACAUUUCGAAAGGACCUCUUUGUGGCCAAUAUACAGGCAUUCCCUCCUGUGUCUGAGGAGAAGAAAAACCUGACACGUCUACAGGAGCGGCUGAUUAAAAAGCUUGGAGAACAUGCCUAUCCCUUCACCUUUGAGAUACCUCCAAAUUUACCCUGUUCUGUCACAUUGCAACCUGGACCAGAAGAUACUGGGAAGGCAUGUGGUGUUGACUUUGAAGUGAAGGCUUUUUGUGCUGAAAACGUUGAAGAGAAAAUUCACAAAAGGAACUCGGUGCGCCUAAUCAUCAGAAAAGUGCAGUAUGCUCCAGAAAAGCCGGGUCCACAACCAAUGGCAGAGACAACAAGACAGUUUCUCAUGUCAGAUAAACCCUUACACCUAGAGGCCUCGCUGGACAAAGAGAUCUACUACCAUGGUGAACCAAUUAAUGUAAAUGUUCACGUCACAAACAACACAAACAAGACUGUGAAGAAAAUGAAGAUCUCAGUGCGUCAAUAUGCUGAUAUUUGUCUCUUCAACACUGCUCAGUACAAAUGUCCAGUGGCAAUGGAGGAAUCUGAUGACAUUGUGGCUCCAAGUGCAACGUUCUGUAAGGUAUAUACUCUCACCCCAUUUCUUGCCAACAACCGAGAGAAACGUGGCUUAGCUCUAGAUGGAAAGCUCAAACAUGAAGACACAAAUUUAGCCUCAAGUACACUGUUACGAGAAGGAGCCAGUAAAGAAAUUCUGGGUAUAAUUGUGUCUUAUAAAGUCAAAGUGAAACUGGUGGUGUCUCGUGGUGGGCUCUUGGGAGAUCUUGCCUCCAGUGAUGUUGCAGUAGAGCUACCCUUCAUGUUAAUGCAUCCUAAACCAGUAGAAGAAUUCAUCUACAAAGAAGCACUAGAAAAUGAUGCACCCAUUGACACAAACCUGAUCGAGUUUGACACAAAUGAUGAUGAUAUCAUUUUUGAAGAUUUUGCAAGGCAACGACUUAUUGGAGCAAAGGAUGACAAAGAAGAGGAGGAGGAAGGUACAGACUCACCUAAGCUGAAUGACAGAUAGAUGAAGAAAGCAAAUGUUUUACUUUAUUACACCUUAUGGGAUCCACUGAAACCCCUGUAAAGACAAACAGACGUUUGUGACACCCUUUAACACACAUCACUGUGGUGCAGUUGUUGUGCUCCUGUUUACAUACGUUUUCUCCAUCCUGAAUGGGUGUAAAAUGUAAAAGUGUUGAAAAACAUUACCUCCUUAAAUAAGCAUUUAGUAGGUGAAAUUAAUUCACUGGCUUUCUACAGGGUGCCUACAUGGUAUUUAUGGUAAGAUACAGUAAGAUAUAGCAUUUUAUCAUGGUUGACCUUCAAUAAUAGCACGCCUUUGUUGUUAUUUUUUUCCUGUUCUUUUUUCCAAUAGAAGAGGGAAAAAAUUUGAGACCGUAACUCAACCUAUAUGAUUUCUGUCCUGAACAAUCUGUAAAGAAGAAGAAUUGUUAAUUACUUCAAAGAUACUUUAAAAGAUAAUUACUAUGACCACAGACAGGUUGUCUUGGUUUAAUGGACAGUCCUCCAUUCAUUAAUGAUCAAAGUCAAUUACUGAACAAUUACUGAAGUUGAGUAUAAAAGUCGAGUAUUAGUGAGCACUGAUGCAGUGGCACUUUUGCCAUGGGAAGUCAUCUUGAAUGAUUUAGGGGACACUUGUAGAUAGGACUACAAAGGAUACAUAACAAAAAAGCAAAAUUCUUUUCAAGGGGAGUUUUAAGGGGGGGAAAGUACUAUUUUUUCAGAACUUUAUUUAAUGUAAUUACAACUACUAAUAUAAUUAAACAUUUAAUAACAUUACUGUGCAUCAGAGUACAGUGUUAACACAAAUAAUGUGUGCUAUGCUGAAAACAAAAUGAGCAAGUUGCUUUAAAAAAACAAUACUCUAGAUAUGGAAAUGCAGGAAUAACUAAAAAGGAAUCCAACAUUACCAGUCACCAAUUUUGAGAUAUGUAGAAAUGUGAUUUUCAUCGUGCUAACUGCCUCAAUCUCUAUAAUUAAAUAUUAAUUUUUAUAAAAUAUUCAGAAAAUAUUCAUUUUCUAGCUGAUACAAUUUAAAAUUGUAUUGUGCAACAUAUAGAUAAUUGUUGCAUUGAAUACUGCUUUAUGGUUUAUGUACCUUCCCUUACAUACACUUUUCUAAAGAAAGUCUACUAAAGGGGUACUUGGCUUAAAAGGUUAUUAUUAUUAUUAUUAUUAUUAUUAUUAUUAUUAUUAUUAUUAUUAUUUUAAUUAUCAUUAUUAUUAUUUACAGUAGCCAAAAAAGGUUUAAGAACCAUUGCUCUACUUAUGCACAUGAAUAAAGAGUUAACACUAUAGACAUCCCUCCAAAUCACACACUGUGAACUGUAUUUAAAUUUAUUUGAAUUUAGUUAAACCCUGUGUUGGAACUCUUUUUGUGAGAACACUGUCUGUAGCAAUGGUAAUGGGAAUAUGAAGAAUACAGCAUAUACCAAUCUUAUGGCUUAUUUUAAUAUUUGGGAAAUGGUCUUGGAAACUGAAUCCAAUGUGUUUCAAACUAACAUGUUAUUAAAUUGAUGUCCAUAUUUUGGUCUUUUUGAUAUUUUUAUGUUUUUGUUUUUUUUAAACUCCAUGUCCAAUAAAUUGAUUUCACAUAAAAUAAUUGCAUUGUGAAAGGUUAUUGCAGUUCUAACUAGACUAUUAUCACUGUACUACUAUACAUCCCUUUUGUUUUAAAAGUUCAAUAAAGAGAGGUGUUUAACUUCCUGAUGCACGCAACAUGUUUGGACUUGCAGACAGCCAUGCUUACAGCCAUUCAUCUUGUAACUCUGUACUAAUAGUGCCAAAAGAUGACCUGUCAUUUAAUAAUAGAGCUUGGGUACUAAUUCAGACAAUGCUACAACUUGUACCAAUGUUCACAAAUGAGAUAUAUUGUUAAUAAAUAAUAGACCAGACAAUUUAAAUCAUAUUAUAAGUGUGCGAUAUACAUGUGAAACCCUUUGUAGAUAACGUAACAAAAGACUAUGCUUCAUUGGUCUGUUAGUAUAUAGUUUCUUUUAGAAUUAAAUUCCUA